Molecule: messenger RNA, 1640 nt
Organism: Neopsephotus bourkii (Bourke's parrot)
Lineage: Eukaryota; Metazoa; Chordata; Aves; Psittaciformes; Psittacidae
Gene: LITAF
Product: lipopolysaccharide induced TNF factor
Exons: 6
Coding region: 386-829 (147 amino acids)
Biological process (GO): regulation of cytokine production
Molecular function (GO): zinc ion binding
Source: RefSeq, a predicted model, not a curated record
UGCCCCGGCCUCGAGGGAAGGGGAGGGCAAGGUGCGGACGGGAAGGGACGUGACAAUCCCUGCGGGACGGUGGCUUCACCCGAGCGGCGAGGAGGAGAGGCACGAGCCCGCUGGGAGCGACUCUGCUGCUAUUUCCAGUGUGUGUUUUCCUGGACUGAAAAUACCAGAUCCCACAGUCUAUAGCCAGCAACUUUCUGCUGUGUGAAACGAACGUGCUGCAAUCCAGGGGCAGAGAUUAUCUACCCACAGUUAUCCUUGAGGUGCUGUUGCUGCUACCUCUGUGCUGCUGUGGAAUCCAUUUCUCCUAGACUCUUGUGCAGGUCAGGAAACCAGCUGGGAUUAAAAAAAUUAUUGCCUAAUGAUUCAUCUGUAAUUAUUGGAUACAAUGUCUGCACCGAGUGGCAUCCCUGUUCCAUCUGCACCACCUUCUUAUGAGGAAACAACAGGAAUCAGUGUGAACUAUCCUCAGCCUUAUCCUACCCCAGAACAUGGCCAGAAACCAGAUGGGAAAAGAAUGAACUCUUCCCCGUAUGUGGGACAGCCUUCACCACUGCAUAACCCCAUUACAGUUCAGACAGUGUACGUGCAGCAACCAGUAGUGUUUUGUGACCGCCCAGUUCAGAUGUGCUGCCCUUCCUGCAAUCAGAUGAUAGUGACACGUCUCUCGUAUGACUCAGGAGCUUUGACGUGGCUGUCAUGUGGUGGCCUUUUCCUGUUGGGGUGUGUAGCUGGCUGCUGCUUAAUUCCUUUCUGCAUUGAUGCCCUAAAGGAUGUGGAUCACAGCUGUCCAAACUGCAGUACUCUUCUUGGGUCUUACAAACGUUUAUAGGCAGUGUUUAAACAUUGAUAAUUGAUUGAAGUUGGUUAGCAUCUCUACAAGCCCUUUUUGAAGCUUCUUGGAGACUUCUGAUUGUUUCUGUGCAUCCUGUCACUGGAAACCAAACAAAAGUAAUGUUUAUUGCUAGAUUGUUUGAGUAAGAAUUUGCUUGAGGGGAUUCUGACUUAAGUCUGUAAAAACUAUAUUUAAUCUUUAAGGGCCACUCAGUGCAGGACCAGUUGAUGACAACUAUGUUUUCCCUUUCUGCUUUACGUAGAACAGGUUCGCGAUGUCCUUCAGUUAAUCUCAUUUCAACUAUGCUGCAAACUGGUGUGCUUGCUUAUAGUCAGCUCAGACAGGGAGGAGAACAUCUAUGGAGAACUAGAUAGUCUCGUGCUUAGUGCUGAUGCUUUUGUAACGGCACCGUUUGCAAACUGGCAGGGAGCUGCUUCACUCUGGGACAAGUGCCCCUCUUUGACAAAAUAAGCGAUUUGUUGGCAUCUGUUCAUGAGUGCUAAAAUUCACUUUAAAACUUUCUUAGUUGAAAGAGAACCAAACAUAGAGGCUUCAUCCUUUUUGGAGGCUACUUUACCAAAUGGACAACUCAGAUUAUAAUGCGUUAAUGGUGAUUCAGUCUAGUACCCGAAUUUCCUUUCCAGUUUCAGUUCUAGUCAUACUUCUACUCUACAGUAAAGAUGUUCAUACAUGAAUUAUUAAUAGGUACUUGUUCAGUGGUUUUUGAUUGGUUGGGAUUUUUUUACUGCUGAUCUAGAUGUCUGUCAAGUGUUCUCUUUGCUCCAGUCCAGUGGAAGUGCCCAUAUAG